This is a messenger RNA of Phytomonas sp. Hart1, 1479 nucleotides long. The record is from the annotation of a GenBank genome assembly. NCBI's taxonomy places the organism in Eukaryota, Euglenozoa, Kinetoplastea, Trypanosomatida, Trypanosomatidae.
AUGGAGAAUUCUCUCAGCUGGCCUUCAUCCAACAGCGAGUGCAACUUUAUUGCGUCCUAUGAGCGAAUAAAGCUCUUUUCCAAGAUCAUUAAACAGAUUAUUAAUAAUAGCAAGCGAUUUCCAGAGUCGAUUCUCAAGGGCACUUCACUCUUUUCGCAAAUUAUGCGAAACUACCGAGAGUUGACAUUGUUUGUACAAAAUAACGACAUACCAGUAAAGGUAAACCAGGUGAAUGAUGCGAAUUCCACCGAACCCCCCUCGAGGGACUAUCUUUUUGAGCUUCAGAACUCCACCAAAGUUCUCCAGGAAGAGAUGAAUAAGAUCAAAGAGGGUAGUAAAUUUUUAGAGUACAAGAAAAGUAUUUUCACGGGCACGCUGCUUCGUCUGAAGAAAGUAAAUGAGCUGACCACAAGUGCGUGUGAAAUUGGAAAGAAGGUUGCAGCUCUUUUAAAGAAGCUUGUAUCUCUAAAGCAUGACGUGAUGCGUAAGGAGGUUAAGUACGGAAAACUGAGGAGGCCUUUGAGCGAAAGCAAGCGCUAUGUCAAACAGGUCCAAAGAAUGGGCAGAAAUGAGCUAAAAUUUGAGGAAAAACGUAAAAUAUUUGAUUAUUAUUAUAACCAAAUCAUACAAAGCGAACUGUUUGCCACAGGUCGCGUACUAGAUGAUUUUUUUGAGAUUAACCUGAAGUAUUUAGCGAACUUUAUGCAGAUUUCGGUUUGCCUAGCGCCUAAUGGAGUUAAUGUGUUGGAAGGGAUGGCUAGGGACAGCUAUGUUCUGAGACAACGUAUCGGCGUGGGCUCAGGACCAUCACAAGGGGCACUGACGAAUGACCCCGACGACCUCCGAGUCCCCCUGACGCAACUUCUCAGCCUAAAAGGCGAUCUGGGGAUGGGGCUCACUCCGCCUUUGCAGACCUCCGUCCACAGCUUUACCAACUACUGUGACGUCGUUGGGGAGGUGAGGCGGGAUCCGUCAACCCCGCGGACGGUGCGCGUCAGCGAUGUGACGAUCUCUCCCAUCCCACUUUAUGGGAGCCCUGAGCCCCUGUCGCGGGGGCCGGACAGCACCCCAUUCCACUCCACCAUGAUGCCUCAGAACCUAGGGGUUAUGGAUUCCCCCUUGAAAGGCGCCGAAGGGCUUCCCCACCCCCUCCCUUCGUCUGGUAGUGCCAACGGGGCCCGGAUGCGAUCCUCCCCGAUGGUGGAGCGGAACUCCGUGUCCGUUUCGGAGAUCCUGCGACGGGUCCUGCCCUGUUCUGAGAGUCGUCACCGGGAGCCCUUUGACACAUUGAGCCUCACCGCGGGGCGCUCUCAGGUGGACUCGUGCAGCCCCGAGUCCGGGGUUGACGUGACCUCCGUUUACCCUCUCAGACCGAGAGAGGGGGUGAAUGGAAACACGCCAGGGCAGCCUUUCAUCUCGGCCCCCCCGGACGACCACACCGUCUCGACGAUCAGUAUUUCUAUGCGUCCUACAUCCUAA